GUCCAUUCUGUGAGGAGUCAAUGGAACAUUGUGUUUCUCAGUCUUGUUGUAAAGGAGAAAUUAGUCAAAAUAAAAGCUCAGCUUACAUUUUGGGAUGCAAAGAAGGAUAUCUCAAUCAAAACUGUGAAACCUAUGUCAAUGAGUGUUCACCAAAACCAUGUCAGAAUGUUACUGACUGCAUUGAUAUUCCAACGGAUAUCAUGUGCAUGUUUUCACCAAUAUGUACAGUCAAGCAUUGUAAGCAACUUCAAACACCACUGGAGUCUUUUCCUUGCAAGAUUAAUGCCACAAGUAUGAAAUAUGAGAAAGAUUAUCAUUGCAGUUGUAUUCCAGGAUUUACUGGAAAAAACUGUGAGAAAGUAAUUGACCACUGCAGACUUUUCACCAUCAACUGUCUGAAUGAAGGAUGGUGUUUCAAUGUAAUCGGAAGAUUCAGAUAUAUAUGCACUCCAGGGUACACAAGAAAUUCAUGUCAAUUUGUGAAGAACGCUUGCUUAAUUCAUCUGUAUGUCUGCUACUGUGGAGCCAUCAGCCAUGAUAUUUGUCAAGCUGAAGUUGCAAGUCCUCCUCAAUUUAAAUACGUGUGGCAAUUGAAACUUACAGGAUCAGAAGGUGAAAAUCGCGAAGUGGUUACUGGCAGCUACUUCUUUCUCGCUUGCAGCUGUAUGGAAGGUGCUGUCAGUCUGAACCGAUCCGAAGCCCUUGGUCAUGUGUGUUGGUUCCUACGUGAAGGAACAAGGAAGAUAUGUGCAAAUGGAUAUAGUUGUUUGAUUAGAGAAGAUGAUAAGGGAUAUUGGUGCCUAUGUACUUCCACAUGGUUUUGCAAAAUGUGUCUGGAAAACACAACUGACUAUGAAGGAAGUAGGUGUCAACAAGAAGCUAUUUAUGAAGAGGAAAUUAAUAUAUCCAGAUGCAGCUGUUUUCUUGGUCACAUGUUUAGAGUUGGUAUACUCAAUGUUGAUGACUGCUUAGGAAACCAGAGCACAUCGGUGCAAGGCCUCUGCCUGACCCAUUUGCACACCUGCAGCUCUCUGCAAAGAUGUGAAAGACACAUCUGUCAAAUAGAAACUGAAGAUUGUAAAUCUGCGCCCUGCAAAAAUGGAGCAACAGGUACACAUUUACUGGUUAUUUCUUUGGCAAAUGUUUCCCAGGAUUUACAGGCAAGUAUUUCUUGA
This is a messenger RNA of Lipotes vexillifer (Yangtze River dolphin), 1175 nucleotides long. Lineage: Eukaryota; Metazoa; Chordata; Mammalia; Artiodactyla; Lipotidae. The record is from RefSeq and is a predicted model, not a curated record.